AGAGACCGAGACUGGCUCAGAAUAAAGACUGGCUUCGCUCUGACAGCUACCAGAAGAAAUGGGGGCCGGUAACACCGCCUCUACUGCUCCAUCAUCUGGACUGGAAUUGACCGUCAGACGCAUGAACACUGUCACCCUGGUCCUCUACUGCAUGAUUUUUGUUGUUGGGGUUUUGGGGAACAGUUUGGUGAUCUACGUGACGGGCUUCAGGAUGAAGAGAACAGUCAACUCGGUGUGGUUUCUCAACUUGGCCUUGGCUGACUUCCUCUUCACCGCCUUCCUGAUAUUCUCAAUCGUCUCUCUCUAUCAAGACCACCAGUGGCCUUUCGGAGAGUUUAUGUGCAAGCUCAAUAAUUUUGUAAGUGUUGUCAACAUGUUUGCCAGCAUAUUUCUCCUGACGGCCAUAAGCCUGGAUCGUUGCGUAAGCAUCUGGGUGGUGGUGUGGGCACAAAACAAGCGCACCGUCCAAAAAUCGCAGAUCUUGAGCACCGUGAUCUGGGUCAUGGCCGGAACCUGCAGCAUCCCUUUUGCCACUUUUCGUGAAGUUGUUGAAAAUCAAGGCAAGAAGUUUUGUGGUUAUCGUCCACACGUGAACUUCAAGAGUCUUUGUGUUGUCCGCUUUGUCUUGGGCUUCCUCAUCCCAUUCAUGGUAAUAUUUAUUUCUUGUGUGGCCAUUGGGAUCCGCGCCAAGCGUCUGCAGAGGAAGAGGAGAAGGAGAACUCUCCGCAUCCUUUUUUCAGUUGUUACUGCCUUCUUCAUCUGCUGGUUACCCUUUCAUGUAAUGAGUUUUGUUGAGGUAAUGAUCAAAGACAAGUCAGAUUUUACAAGCAUUAUAUAUAUUGGAAAUGGUCUGGCUGUGAGUCUGGCGUUUAUGAACAGCUGCCUGAACCCAAUUCUUUACGUCUUCCUGUGUGAUGAGUUCCAAAAGAAGAUUCGCCAGUCCAUAUGUUUUGUUCUGGAGAGUGCACUGGCAGAGGACCGUUUGUAUGCGUCCUCUCAGUCCUUGUCGUCGCACUUGUCAAGAAUUUCACGAAAGUCGGAUUCUGUGUCUCCUGUGGAGAGGACAGACACGUUAACCUCCCUUAACUUCACAGAGAGAAAAGUGUUCACCUCUGAGGGGACACAGAGCCCCAGAGAAGAUGUCGAAGUUUGACAGGGAAGAUGUGUCAAAGUAAAUCUGUUUUUUUAUGUCUCAAAAAGAAAAGAUGUCGGGGUGAAUAUGACAUAAUUUCUCCAACACAACAAUGCUUCUUUUUUCCUGAUGAGUCUAUCUUUUUGUACCGAGAAGCUUAGAAUCAUUAUGUCGUUCACAUUUACACCCACCUUUUAUCAGCCAUAGUCGAUGCACGUGGCUUUAGGUUUUAGAUGUUAAACGGUUGAUCAAAUCAGUCACGUAAAUAAUGUAAUGUUUGAAUCUGUAAAGCAAACUUUUUGCAAUGUUUACCAUGAAUUUGCUUCAAAUCAAUUUUGAGAACAAAAUUAAAUAUAUUUGUUUUUUAGUAAUUCCAUGCUCCAGUUAGCAAUGUGUAAUAGAAGAUGCUUAUGUGCAACUCCCUCCAUGAGAACGCUUUUUUGCUCUUUGAACUGUGAAAUAAAAUGGACUGAUGAAGAAGUUGUUUUUUCUACAAGACAAUUUCACAACCACACAGGUCUAGUCAUGCUUUAUCUUACAUAAUACUGCAAGAGUAUGUGC
Menidia menidia (Atlantic silverside) is the source of this 1693-nucleotide messenger RNA. NCBI's taxonomy places the organism in Eukaryota, Metazoa, Chordata, Actinopteri, Atheriniformes, Atherinopsidae. The record is from the annotation of a GenBank genome assembly.